Messenger RNA from Prosopis cineraria, 821 nucleotides. Its product is annotated as ubiquitin-conjugating enzyme E2-17 kDa-like. The transcript has 5 exons. NCBI's taxonomy places the organism in Eukaryota, Viridiplantae, Streptophyta, Magnoliopsida, Fabales, Fabaceae. Bases 220 to 666 code for a protein of 148 amino acids. Gene Ontology annotation, biological process: protein polyubiquitination. The record is from RefSeq and is a predicted model, not a curated record. Gene Ontology annotation, molecular function: ubiquitin conjugating enzyme activity. Gene Ontology annotation, cellular component: nucleus.
UUUAUUUCUCCAAAGGCGGCUCACGUGCAUGGCAUGCAUACAACAGCAGGCGUAGGCUAUAUAUAGGGAAGAUCCUGCCGUUUCCCAUUUAUCACUCACUCCUGGAAGCUGGCCCUCUGCCCCUCCACUGGAAGAAGAUCAAAUCCUAGGGUUUGCGAGAUUCACAAUUCCGUUGUGCAAUUUUUGGAGUGAGAAGCCUUAAAUUCCUACAUACUUGCAAUGGCUUCAAAACGCAUUACUAAGGAAUUGAGGGACCUACAGAAGGAUCCUCCUGUUUCUUGUAGCGCUGGCCCUGUUGGUGAAGACAUGUUUCAUUGGCAAGCUACAAUUAUGGGCCCAGCAGACAGUCCUUAUGCCGAGGGUGUAUUCCUGGUGAACAUUCACUUCCCCCCAGACUAUCCAUUCAAGCCGCCUAAGGUUUCCUUCAGAACAAAGGUAUAUCACCCCAACAUCAACAGCAAUGGAAGUAUUUGUCUUGAUAUUCUGAAAGAGCAGUGGAGCCCUGCUCUUACAGUUUCUAAGGUACUGCUGUCAAUAUGCUCACUGCUUACAGAUCCAAACCCAGAUGACCCUCUGGUGCCUGAGAUUGCUCACAUCUACAAGAACGACAAAGACAAGUAUGAGACGACUGCACGUUCUUGGACUCAAAAAUACGCCAUGAACUAGUCUAGCCCCUUCUGUUCCUUUGCUUUUCUUUAUCCUUCAAGUUGGUGCUUCCGCUUUCAUUUCAUAAUAAUCCAUCCAAGCUGUGUAUGAUCAAUAUUUCACAUUUCUCUUUCCUUGUAGCUAUUGAUUUCAAUUCCAAGUCGUUAUUUUACUGA